Molecule: messenger RNA, 2145 nt
Organism: Rhea pennata
Lineage: Eukaryota; Metazoa; Chordata; Aves; Rheiformes; Rheidae
Gene: SLC15A1
Product: solute carrier family 15 member 1
Exons: 22
Coding region: 1-2145 (714 amino acids)
Biological process (GO): dipeptide import across plasma membrane
Cellular component (GO): plasma membrane
Molecular function (GO): dipeptide transmembrane transporter activity
Source: RefSeq, a predicted model, not a curated record
AUGUCGUUCAUUAAGACUCUGUCCAGAGUCUCUGCAGGUGAUCCAAGCCUCUUUGGCUACCCCAUCAGUAUCUUCUUCAUCGUCAUCAAUGAGUUCUGCGAGCGGUUCUCCUACUAUGGCAUGCGAGCUGUGCUUGUCUUGUAUUUCAAAUACUUCCUGCAUUGGGAUGACAACCUGUCUACGGCCAUCUACCACACGUUCGUUGCUCUGUGCUACUUGACGCCAAUCCUUGGAGCACUCGUGGCAGACUCUUGGCUGGGAAAAUUUAAGACCAUUAUUUCCCUGUCCAUAGUCUAUACAAUUGGCCAGGUGAUCUUGUCUAUAAGCUCCAUAAAUGACCUGACUGAUCACAACCGGGAUGGCACUCCUGAUCAUAUUCCAGUGCACGUUGCUCUGUCCAUUAUUGGUUUGAUCCUCAUUGCACUCGGUACGGGUGGUAUCAAACCUUGUGUGUCAGCAUUUGGUGGAGAUCAGUUUAACGAUGAUCAGGAAAAACAAAGAUCUAGAUUCUUCUCUAUCUUUUACUUGUCCAUUAAUGCUGGAAGUCUCAUAUCCACUAUAGUCACUCCAAUUCUCAGAGGUCAAGAAUGUGGCAUCCAUAGCAAACAGCGAUGUUACCCACUAGCCUUUGGAGUUCCUGCUGCCCUCAUGGCUAUUUCACUGAUUGUGUUCGUAAUUGGAAGCAGAAUGUACAAGAAAGUUCAACCUCAAGGCAAUAUAAUGGUUCAAGUUUCCAAAUGCAUUGGAUUUGCCAUCAAAAACCGGUUUCGGCAUCGCAGCAAGGAGUUCCCCAAAAGAGAGCACUGGCUGGACUGGGCAAGUGAGAAGUAUGAUAAACGACUUAUCACUCAGACUAAGAUGGUAUUGAAGGUGCUUUUCCUUUACAUUCCUCUCCCCAUGUUCUGGGCACUCUUUGACCAACAGGGAUCAAGAUGGACACUGCAAGCAACAACAAUGGAUGGGAAUUUUGGAGCUAUUCAGAUUCAGCCAGACCAAAUGCAGACUGUGAAUCCAAUCUUGAUUAUUGUCAUGGUCCCAGUUGUAGACGCUGUGAUUUAUCCUUUAAUUAAAAAAUGCAGGAUCAAUUUUACGCCACUGAGGAAGAUCACUGUUGGCAUGUUCCUUGCAUCUUUGGCUUUUGUCGCUGCUGCCCUUGUGCAAGUGCAAAUAGAUAAAACUCUUCCUGUUUUCCCUGCAGCUGGGCAAACCCAAAUCAAAGUAGUAAAUCUGGGUUCUGUUGAUGCAACAGUAAAGUUUGAACCUGGGCUUCAGAGUGUGCCUGUAGCACCUCAGAUGGAGACAGGCUACAUGACAUUUGAGUCUUCUGAGCUAAAUUUAUAUACUGUAACCUUUGGAAAUCAAACUGUAAAUCAUGUGGUCAGCUCACUAGAGAGAAACCGUCAUACUCUUGCAGUUAAAAAUGUUGGAAUGACCAUUGAAGCUAAACUGCUGCUUGACAAUAUCACAUCAAAACCAGAAGAAGGAAAUAAUCUCAUCAGAUUUAUAAACAAUAUGACUCAGACAGUCAACAUCACUAUGGAUAGCACUCACUUUGGACCCCUGGAACCUCUUUCUGCCAGUAAUUAUGAAGCCUUCACCAGAGGAAGUAAAGUUAUUACUGGGCAUACGGGUUCAUCUUCUUGUGAAAUCGCCUCAAAGACAUUUGGAUUUGGCAGUGCCUAUACAAUUAUAAUUAAUGAGUGUUCUGGAAGCUCAUUAACGGCAAUAUAUGUUGAAGAUAUCCCACCGAAUACAAUCCACAUGGCUUGGCAAAUCCCUCAGUAUUUCCUUAUUACAUGUGGUGAAGUAGUUUUCUCUGUCACUGGACUGGAGUUUUCAUACUCACAGGCCCCAUCUAAUAUGAAGGCAGUGCUGCAGGCAGGAUGGCUGCUCACGGUGGCUGUCGGUAACAUUAUUGUCCUAAUCGUGGCCGGAGCAUCCAAACUCAGUGAGCAGUGGGCAGAAUAUGUGCUAUUUGCUGCCUUGCUGUUGGUGGUUUGCAUUAUUUUUGCUGUCAUGGCUUAUUUUUAUACCUAUGUUGAUCCAAAUGAGAUUGAAGCCCAGCUUGAUGAGGAUGAGAAGAAACAAGCCAAAAGGGAUAAAGACCUUCUUGAAAAGGAAGCUGAAGCUGUCUCUCAGAUGUAA